Messenger RNA from Benincasa hispida (wax gourd), 2688 nucleotides. NCBI's taxonomy places the organism in Eukaryota, Viridiplantae, Streptophyta, Magnoliopsida, Cucurbitales, Cucurbitaceae. The record is from RefSeq and is a predicted model, not a curated record.
CAAAAAAAAAUCAAUUUCUGUUUCCCUUUUCCUUUCUCACGCACGUAACCGUUAUCGAGACCGCCACCCUCGUUCGCGCCGUUGUCGACAACAUCCGCUGCCGGUGGGUUCGUUUUUCUCUCCUUCUGAUCUCGCUCGUCGAAGCCAAAUGCCACACCACUACUGACCACUGGGAGUGUCUGAUGUGUUGCCGCUGUCGGAUUGACAACCGCCACGGUCGCCACCGCCUGUGCCACCCUAUCCGCUGCCUCAGAUACUUUCCUGUAAUCAGCUUCCAAACAAUUGCCGAAUCGAUUCUGGCCAUCGUUGAGACCAGCCCACUUUCUGUUUUGGGGAUUUCGACACACUCUUUUCUUAGAUUGUUUGGGAACUUUUGAAUGGAUGCGAAUAAUUGGAGACCUACUCAAGGUGCAGAACCCGGAAUUGAGGCCGGGGACUGGAGGUCUCAAUUGCAGCCCGAUUCUCGACAACGAAUUGUCAACAAAAUAAUGGAGACACUGAAGAGGCACCUUCCUGUUUCUGGUCAAGAGGGAUUGAGUGAGCUACGAAAGAUUGCUGUAAGGUUUGAGGAAAAGAUUUAUACUGCUGCUACGAGUCAGUCAGAUUACCUAAGGAAAAUAUCUCUGAAGAUGCUUACUAUGGAAACCAAAUCUCAGCCCCAUAUGGGAACUUCAUUACCAUCCAAUCCUAUGGUGCCUAGCAAUAAGCCUCUGGAUUCUGCAUCACAAAGCAUGCAGUCUCAAGUUCUUAACCCAGGGCAGUCAGUUUCUGUUCCUCAGUCAUCCAAUCAGCCUCAGUCACGCCAGCAAAUACUCUCCCAGAAUAUCCAAAAUAACAUUGUUUCUCAGAGUUCAUCUAGCUUAUCUUCUGCAGUACCUCCUGUCGCCGGAUUAGCUUCAUCUUCAAUGUCAAACAUGGUUGGUCAGAAUCCAAGCAUGCAAAAUGUAUCUGGAGUUCCACAGAAUUCUGUUGGAAAUGCUAUGGGCCAAGGGGUUCCUUCCAACGUAUUUACCAACUCUCAGAGGCCACUACAAGGAAGACAAGUAGUUCCCCAACAACAACAACAACAGCAGCCACAAACCCAGCAGCAGCAACAGCUUCUAUAUCAGCAACAACAGAUGCAACAGAUGAUAAAGCAGAAGUAUCAGCAGGGAGGUAUAUCACACCCACUUAUGCAGCCUCACAUCCCACAACAGCAACAAAAUCUAAUACAACCAAAUCAACUGCAAUUGUCUCAGCAAUCUGUCAUGCAACCUUCUAUGAUGCAACCUUCGCUCUCUAAUCUUCAGCAAAACCAGCAAUCUCCCAUUCAACAGCCCACUCAAUCCAUGCUUCAGCAGCCUCCACAGCCAGUUCUUAGGCAGCAACCACAGUCCCAACAACAUACUGUCAUGCAUCAGCAGCCUACAAUAUCACAGCAGACGAGCUUGCCUUCACAGCAGCAGCAACAGCUAAUUAGUCAACAAACAAAUUCUUCAAACAUGCAGCAGAGUUCAUUAAUCGGGCAGCAAAACAGUGUUGGGGACAUGCAGCAACAGCUGCCUCAACAAUCAAGGUCGCACGGGCAGCAGAGCAAUCUGUCAAACAUGCAGUCUUCGCCAUCGCAGCAGCAGCAGCUCAUGGCUCAGCAAAGCAACCUAUCAAAUUUGCAGCAGCAGCAGUUAGGACCUCAAAGUAAUGUUUCUGGACUACAGCAGCAAAUGCAUGGAACUCAGUCGGGUAACUCAAACAUGCAAUCAAAUCAGCACUCCAUGCAUAUGCUGCAACAGAACAAGGUUCAAAUGCAGCAGCAACCUGCACAAAAUACAUCAAAUUUAUUGUCAACGCAAGGUCAGCAAGGACAACUUCAGUCAUCCCAACAGCUGAUGUCACAGAUUCCAUUGCAGUCCACACAAGUUCCACAACAGGUACCUUUACAGCAGCAGCAGCAGCCGCCGCCGCCAAAUGCAAUGUCGCACGAGCUCCAACAAAGGCUUCAAGUUGGAGGUCAAGCACCAGGCUCCUUGCUUCAAUCACAAAAUGUAAUGGAUCAGCAAAAGCAGUUGUUUCAUUCACAAAGAGCUCUUCCAGAGACAUCGUCAAGUAUGUUUUCUUGCUUUGUUAUAUUUUUAGAGCCUUAUCAUUAAUUAUUGAAUGAUCAAACCAGUAAGAUACUAUCAACGUUAGCUAAAUGCUACUGACCUUGUUGAAAACAUGAGGUGUCUGAAAUGAGAAAUGGGAAAAACCAGGAGGGAAAGAACAGUCGCAUAGACUCGAUUUUUGAGAGGUGGAGCCAUGGAGUUUCUUGAAAAUUAAAUGAAAAUAAUGAGUUUUUACACAAUUCGUUAUUUUAAUGUCCCUUGAUUUUGUUCUUGAAGCUUCACUUUUUGGAAUUUUUUAUCAAUGAAAUUUCUCUCAAUUUUAUUCUUGAGAUUAAUGCAUGCUUCAACUUUCUUAAAUUUCAUGGUGAAGUUAUUCAUGUAGUAUUUGUGGUCAGUGUGUAAUUUGGUUUUUCGUCAAGUUUAUAGAGCUCCUAUUAUAAUGAGUAUGAGUGAAAUUUGUAUAGUUUGUUGUUUCUUUGGGUUUUUAUGCCAAAAUUUUGCUAACAAUAGAGCCUUGCAUUUUGAAUUUUUGAUGCUAACAAUAUCAUUCUUUGUCCCAUUCUUUAUCAUAAAUGUGGAUUGCAGCAUACCUCUUUAUAUUAUAUUC